AGGCACUGUGGCGCCUAGUCUGCCAUAAAACCCACAAAGAAGAACGUCAUACCAACACUUCCGUGGUAUUUGUUUAGGCUUUAGCUUGAACCCGCUGACUCUCCGCUGGAAAUAUAAACGUUUAUAUGAGUUAAUAUUCCGACAUAUUUGAUGCGAACGGAAAUAUAACCUUCGGAUUGUUUUGAUGAUUAGCCAGUUAGCUCUGUAGCUAGCUAGCUUCCUGCGUUAGUGAGCUAGCUAGUUUCCUGCGUUCACGUUAGCUGUUGGCUUUGUUCCGGUGUGGAAAUGGGACCGAUGCGGAACAGACCCCCCAUGGGACCGAGGGGCGACCACGGACCUCCGUUCGACAUGGGGCCACCUCCUCCAAGAGGGUGGGGCCCUCCACCGCCCGAAGAAUGGGGGCCACCGCCUCCAGGUGGGUGGGGGCCGAGAGAGCCUCCACCACGUGGCUGGGCACCAAGAGGACCAUCGCCGCCACCGGGUUGGGGGCUUCAUCCCGACGAUUGGAGGCCCCCUCACCCGGACGAUUGGAGGCCCCCUCACCCGGACGAUUGGAGGCCCCCUCACCCGAACGAUUGGAGGCCCCCUCACCCGGACGAUUGGAGACCCCCUCACCCGGACGAUUGGAGACCUCCUCACCCUGAUGACAUGAGACCUCCUCCGAGCUGGGGACCUCCUGGCUGGGGUCCGCAACGUCCCGCUGAGCCGUGGGGGCCCGAGCAUGUUCCACCCGGACCCGUACCGCAUGUACCACCAGUUCCUUCUCCGGACCCCGCAGCCUACGGACCGGUGCCUCCUAUCCCCCCUCCAGCCUGCGGGCCUCCAUUGGGGUACCUGAGCUACCCUCCUCCCGGCUGGACAGGAGAGACCGUUGUGGAGGAGACGAUGAUCAACCCACCCCCUGAUCAGCCUGAGUGGAUCAAAGCCUUGAUUUCAGCUCCGGUUGCUGAGUCGACUCCGGGGGAAACUAAGAAUCCCACCGAGGAGCUGGCGGCCGUCGCUACAACAGCGGCAGCCGACCCCUCCGCCGCUGCCCCGAAACCCAGACCUGAUCCCGUCAAGAUCAACAGAGCUCUGGGUCUGCUGGGGAAACGCACAUUUGAUAAGCCUCCUCCUGGCAGGUCUACAGGGAUCAUCUCCUUCAUCGGGCCCACCUUCGGCUACAUCGAGAGAGAAGACCUGGAGAAGUUCACCUUCAGCUUCGCCGCUUUCUUUGGAAACCCAAAAGCCAUGACGCCUGGGGUCAGAGUUCACUUCACGGCCUGCAAGGAGAAGAACGGUUCGAUAGCGACUGAUGUGAAAGUGGCUCCUGGGGGAACCGAGAACGUGGACACGGAGAUCUACGAGGCGGUGGUCAGUCAGCCCAUCACAGAGCCUCAGCCCGGCGAGCGCCAGUACCCGGGUCAGGUCCACGUGGACAUCGGGCCGCUGAGGACCAACCUGACGUUCGACAGGAAGGACAGCACGGUGACACUGCUGAAGAACGACCAGGUGCUCAUCAACCUGCUGACCGACAUCGUCAGCGAGAAGAGGAGGGCCACGAACAUCAAACCCCAAAUCCCCUGCACCUUCAGCAACACCAACGAGACCAGAGAGAAGGGAGUCAUCAUCAGCCUGAAAGACAGCGAAGGUGUCAUCAAGUGUGACGAACACGGCGAGCUUCCUUUCAACGUCAGAGAGAACUUCAGCGACAUCGAGUUCACCGACGAAGACGUCAAGGAGGAGGUCGAGUUCACUGUCCUGACGCUGAGGGGGGGGAAGCGGGCGAUCAGGAUCCGCCGGGUGAAGGAGCCCCUCCUCCUGACGCUCUCUGCCGCCACAGAGGCCACCGCCCACAACACCACCGGUGACGAAGACUUCUGGCUGAACGGGAAGGCCAGCAUCAAGCCGGAGCUGUGCAUCAACAUGAAGCUGGACACGGAGCUGUACGAGGGCAUCGUCAGCCAGACAAUCAUAGAGCCCACGCCCAACAUGCAGGGUUACCCGGGUCAGAUCCAUGCCAACAUCGGGCCCCUCAAGACCAACGUGACCUUCGACCACCGGGACUGCGGCGUCACGCUGCUGAAGAACGACCACGUGUUGAUCAACCUGCUGGUGGACAUUACUACUGGGAAGAGGAGGGCGGCCAACAUCAAACCCAAAAUCCCCUUCACCUUCAGCUACACCAAGGAGAAGAGAGAGCUGGGCAUCAUCACCUUUCUGGGUCCAGAAGAAGGAAUCGUCAACUCCGAGGAGCACGGAGAGCUUCCUUUUGACAUCUGUGAGAACUUCAGCGAAAUCAAGUUCAACAGCAGCGACAUCCACAAGGAGGCGGCGUUCACAGUCGCCACGGUGAAAUCAGAAAAUAGAGCCAUCAGGCUACUGAGGACGAAGAGGGUCGAGGACCAAAUCCUGGAGGAGCAGAAGAGACGGGAGGAGGAGGAGAAGAGGAGGGAGGAGGAGGAGAGGAGGAAACGAGAGGAGGAGGAGGAGAGGAAGAGGAGGGAGGAGGAGGUGGAGGAGCGACGGAGAGAGGCGGAGAGGAAGAAGAGGGAGGAGGUGUCGGCAGCGUUGGCAGCAGCCAAAUGCAAAUGGUCGCCCCUCGGCGUCAGAGUGAGAAACCCCAACACGCUGGACGACGUCAGCAAGGAGCGAUUCCAAGGCACCGUCCUCAAAGCCAUUUCCAAAUAUCCCCGUAAGGAGAUCAAGAAGGAGCCCAAGGAGGAGGAACAAGGAGAUGGACAGGCGCUCCUCGGACAGGUGAAAAUCAAAAUGGAGAAAAUGGAUGAAGACAAGAAGGAAGAGGUGGAAGGAGAGGAGGGAAAGAUGGAGAUGAAGGAGGAGGUGGAGGAGGAGAACCAGCAGGCGUCUCAAGCUGCAGGAGGACCAGCUGUGAAAGGGGACCCAGAGAUGGGUCGACUGGUGAUGACCAUCGACGGCCAACAGAAGCUGCUUCCCUUCAGACCCAACGACCUGCUGAGCACCGCCACCAUGCUGGACGGAGACAAGGUACGCUUCAACAUCGCCACCCACGGAGAGACCAAAGAGGAACGAGCCACCUUCGUGGAGAUCCUCCCCGACUCCUUCGAAGAGUCCAUUGAACAACGUCGACACGGCAUCGUGAUCGAGUUCUCUCACGCCUCCGGACUCAUCAAGUGUGCUCAGAACCCUCAGCUCUACUUCCACAUGUCGGAGGUGAUCGAGAAGAAGAGACUGGAGCUAAACGAGAAGGUCGAGUUCAGCGUCGUCCCGCAUGAAAUGGCAGACGGUGGGAACCAGGCCAUCCGGAUAAAACGCUUCACCGAGAGCGUUUUCCUCCCCGUUCGUAAGCUAGGUGGCGUCGGGGCCAAUAAAGGAAAGAUGACCAUCAAGCUGGCAAAAACAGAAGACACUGAAAAAGAAAAACCAGAGACGGACAAGCUGAAGGCCGUGGUGAAAAAUCUUAGAACGCAGGACAGCAAGACCGGUAUCGGCAGAAGGGAUUACGGCGCCUCUCGGCGUAAAUAUGGCCGGAGCAGAAGUAAGAGCAGGAGUCCGAGUAGCAGCAGGGCCAGGAGUAGAAGCAGGAGCAGGAGUCCGCCCAGAGACCAGUUUGGACGCAUCAUCAAAAAGAGACGCAGCACCAGCACCGACCGUGACCGUAAAGGCAGCAGGUACAGGCGAAGCGGAAGCCGCGAGAGACCCAACCGGCCCACCAAAAGUCGCACUAAGAGCAACAGCAAGAGUCGCAGCCGAAGCAGGAGUCGCAGCAGGAGCAAGGAGAGGAGCAAGGAGAGGACCAUCAGGAAGAGGAGCAAAAUCAGCAGAGAACGUGAUGAAAGUCACAAGAAGAGGAGGGAGCUAAGCCCUCCUCCCAGACGUGGUGGAGUUGUGGACGACGAGCUAGCGAGGAAGAAGCGGGAGCUGGAGGAGCUGAACGACAUGAUUGCCUACAAAAAGUCACUGGUGGACAUCGACCCUGGACAGAGGACUUGCAUAGACUAUGACCACGGCCGUAUCGCCGUCCCUCUCACAGAGUACAAACCAGUCCGGUCCAUCCUAAAGAAACGACCAGACGAACCCGAUUACCUCCAUCGUUCUUCUCAGCCCUAUGACGAUCCUUAUUAUGACCGGCCAUACAGUCCUUACCAAGAACGGCGGUACGGCGAGCGCCCCGGUGAUCCGUACGCCAGUCGUUCCUACGCCGAUCGUCCUUAUGGUGAGCGUCCCUACGCUGAUUGCCCUUAUGAAACUCGUCUCUAUGGUGAACGUUCCUACGGCGGCCCUCCUUCUGCCAGCCAACGUUACACCGAUCGCUACGAUGUUUAUGAUGAACCGUAUGACGAUCGCUACUAUGAACCGGCAUAUGUGGAUCGACCUCACGAUGAUCCGUAUUGCCCUGUCCAACAGAGCCAGUCUCCACAACCCCAUGGUCCCUCACCUUCUCAUCAGUCUGCCCAAGUUCCUUCUGCCUCCACUCAACCUCCCUUGAUGAAUACUACUGUAACUUCAUCUUCCCAACCCUCUCUGAGACCUCCUUCUCCCACAGAACCGCCUCCUAGAAGCCCCUCUCCCACACCGAAGAGCGCAACUCCACGCCAGGCAGCUGUGAAACAGCCCCUCGACCGCUUCCUCGACAUGCUUAAUAAAAAGGUGGAUUCUGAAAAGAAAUCGGAACCGUUUCAUGUGAAUGAUGACCUUCUGCCUCAUGAGCGGGCAGUUCAAGAUUGCAGUGGUUUCUCUCGUAUCGUGGGAUUGGCUCAAGAGCAACCCAGCAGCAGUCUAGCUCUAGAUGGGAAAAAUACACAGCUGAGCCCUAAAAGAUCCUCACUAGAGAGAACAAGUGAGGAACCAAAGCACAAGACGGAACCCUACGACAAGAUCCAAAGUCUACUCCGUACAAUUGGUCUGAAGCUGAGUACAGGAGAUAUGACCAAACUGGCGAGCCGAGCCCAAGAAAAAAUCUACAGCCGAAAGUCCUCAUCCUCAGAAAGAGAGACUUUGUCAUCCUCGAGGGAAGAACGGCAAACAAGUAGAACCGGUUCCGUUGAAUUGGAUCACAUCUGUUCCCCCUUGCCUACUAGGUCCUCCAGUUUGGAGCCACUCGGCAGAUCGAAAGCUGUCUCGGAGUAUGAAGGAUUCCUGGACCAACAGGAGCUGGAGGCACUACAGAAGGCGCAACAGCAACAGAGUCUUACCAAAACAAUGGGGAGCACACCCUCCACCACUUCCCCUCCAACAGCUCCUCCUGGGCCUCCACCUGCUCACUACCAACAUCCACCCCCACCAAUCAACUGGCCCCUUGGAGUCACUACCCAGAUUCCUCCAGUGCAGAGCGCCACAACCCCCAGCAUGGGUUUUCCAGUUUCUCCUGCAGCUGGUCAACCACCCCCAAGAUUUGGACUUCCUCCAGGGCCUCCCCCUGGACCUCCUCCACGGCGUCCUGCACAGCCUCCUCCAGGACCUCCUGCUGGACCUCCACCCCAGCACCCUCCCGAACAGCCUCCUUUUGCUCCACCCUCCAGUCAUACAGUCUUUCCUUUUAUUGGCCAACCUCCUGCAGCGCCACCCCUUAACUGCUCUAGUCCUUUAAUCACUGCAGCAGUAUUACCACCACCAUCGACACCCACAGCAUCGAGUCCAGCUAACGUUAACCAACCGACCAUCUCUACCACAGUGGCCAGAUGCCUGAAGGUCAUAGAGACGGUGAAAUCUCUGGCUGUUCAACUGCCAGCCAAACCGGUCAAAUCCGUCCAAUUCAGUUUACCCAUAGUCUCUCCAACAUCCUCCGGUCAUCAGACGUCAACAGAGGCAGAUGAUGAAAUAAAGAACAAGCAGCAGGAGAAGCUGGAUUCGUAUAACCAGAGGGUUUUAGAAAAGAGGGAGCAGUACUACAAGGACUGGCUCAGCCGCAAGAAUCAGAGUGGAGAGUGGAAGGACGGCGUACGGGUCUUCCCAGGUAUCGGAUCUUCUUCGGUUACAUACUCUAAACUUAACUAGCAACCUUUGAAUUACAGGAAUUUGAGAGUUAAGGAUAUUGUUAUGUGCUCCAUGUGCAAGUUCUUUCAAGUUAACAGCUGCAUGUCAUUUAUUUUAUGUUUAGGGCGAAAGAUUUAAGAUACUAUUCAGCUUCUUUGAU
Molecule: messenger RNA, 6097 nt
Organism: Anarrhichthys ocellatus (wolf-eel)
Lineage: Eukaryota; Metazoa; Chordata; Actinopteri; Perciformes; Anarhichadidae
Exons: 21
Coding region: 286-5958 (1890 amino acids)
Source: RefSeq, a predicted model, not a curated record